UCCGGUGUUUCUGCUAGACGCACUGCGAGAACCUUGUGUGCUCGGCGUGCGCGUAUUACGAAAUCUAUGGGGAUUGCCCGCCGUCGUCGUGCCGCGCUGGUGGGAUCUCAGGCUCGUGCGUAUGUGUAAAGGACGCGACUGGUCGCGGUCACGGCGUUCCUUCCCCGUUCACGGAACGAGUAAACAUGCAUCGGACACGAUUGUCACUGUACUUUCUGGCGCUUAGCCUCCUUCCCUUGUUAAUUCGUGCCGACGAGCACAAUCACGUUUACGAGGAUGGCGAUGAAGUUGUAUUAUGGAUGAGCACCGUAGGACCAUAUCACAAUCGUCAGGAGACGUAUUCUUAUUACUCCUUACCUUUCUGCACCGGUGCUAAGAACGUCAUCAGUCACUACCACGAGACUCUCUCGGAAGCUUUGCAAGGCAUUGAAUUGAAAUUCAGUGGAUUGGAUAUUCAAUUCAAAGAGGAUAUUUCAAAAACAGAAUACUGCCAGAUAAGCUUAAAUGAAGAAAGUCAAAAGGCAUUUGUUUACGCAAUAAAGAACCAGUAUUGGUAUCAAAUGUACAUUGAUGAUUUACCAAUAUGGGGUGUCGUUGGAGAAGUAGAAAACAACGAUGGGAUUUCGGUGUCAGAUCCCUAUUACAUUUGGACACAUAAAAAGUUUGAUAUCGGAUACAACGGUAAUCAAAUAGUAGACGUUAACUUGACAAGUGAGAAUAAAGUGAAGUUGGUGCAAGGUGCACGUAUCCCGUUCAGUUAUGAGGUUAACUGGAAAGAGAGUACUACCAAAUUCGAAGACAGAUUCGAUAAAUAUCUGGAUCCUAAUUUUUUUCAGCACAGAAUACAUUGGUUCAGCAUCUUCAAUAGUUUUAUGAUGGUGAUCUUUCUCGUUGGACUCGUGUCCAUGAUAUUAAUGCGCACUUUGAGAAAGGAUUAUGCUCGAUAUAGCAGAGACGAAGAUAUGGACGACAUGGAGAGAGACUUGGGCGACGAAUACGGCUGGAAACAAGUUCAUGGAGAUGUGUUCAGGCCUGCGAGUCAUGCUAUGCUUUUCUCAGCUCUUAUAGGUGCGGGUUACCAGGUAACAGUGGUUGUGCUAAGUGUAAUUAUCUUCGCCAUCCUUGGUGAGUUGUACACAGAACGCGGAUCGAUGCUGUCAACUGCGAUAUUUAUGUAUUCCGCCACGUCGCCCAUAAACGGUUACGCAGGCGGCGGACUUUACGCGCGAAUGGGCGGGCGCGUGUGGAUCAAACAGAUGAUCCUCAGCGCUUUCAUGCUGCCGCUCAUGGUGUGCGGAACCGCCUUCUUUAUCAAUUUUAUUGCCAUGUAUUACCACGCCAGCAGAGCGAUACCUUUCGCGUCUAUGGUUGCGGUUACAUGUAUCUGCAUAUUUGUGAUAUUACCGCUGACGCUGGUAGGUACGAUUCUGGGUCGUAAUCUCGCGGGAACACCGGACGCGCCGUGUCGCGUGAACGCGGUGCCACGACCGAUACCGGAGAAGAAGUGGUUCAUGGAACCACUGGUUAUCAUAAUGCUCGGUGGAAUCUUACCCUUCGGCUCAAUCUUUAUUGAAAUGUAUUUCAUUUUUACUUCAUUCUGGGCGUACAAGAUCUAUUACGUUUACGGCUUUAUGUUGCUAGUAUUUGUUAUUCUCAUGAUAGUGACGGUGUGCGUCACUAUUGUAUGUACAUAUUUCUUGCUGAACGCUGAAGACUAUCGAUGGCAGUGGACAAGCUUUCUCGCGGCAGCUUCAACGGCCGGUUACGUUUAUAUUUAUUCCUUUUAUUAUUUCUUCUUCAAAACCAAAAUGUACGGUCUCUUCCAAACGGCAUUUUACUUCGGUUACAUGGCGUUGUUCAGCUUGGCUCUGGGUAUCAUGUGCGGCACCGUCGGGUACAUAGGCACCAACGCAUUCGUGCGAAAGAUAUAUUCCACGGUCAAAAUAGACUAAAACGAACAUCAUUGUGCAACUAAAUAAAAAAAAAAAAAAAAAAAGUAUCGUUCGCACAUCACGACGAUGCGAUCUAUUGUAUCAAUGUGCAAUGUUCAUUGCUCUCGACAAAAUUGGAGAGAACACACUGGUUCUUCAUUUUCUUCGUCCGUCUCCAUCCGAUGAAUACGUCACGUUGCAUUGGGAGUUCGCCAUUUCUUCUGUUUCUCCGUGAUGAUCGUCAUCUUCGAUUUACGUUAUAGAAGCGGCUCCCCCCGCGUCAUGUGUGUAUGAGUGUCAUUCAACGCGUUACUCUUCCAACGGUCUCCUCAACGUCGUACCAGAUAUAUAUCUUCCGUUGGGAUAUACUUGAAGAUUCUUAUCCAUCCACGUAUCGUAUACACAUUCGUUUGAUCCUUUCUUUUUCUUUCCGAGUUGCUAUUUGCUAGCGAGCAGGUAAAUAAAAGAGAGAGAUGUGCUGUAAGUGGAUCCUACUGAUACUAGUUAAGUGCGCGUAUUACGACAGUUAUUUUUGUCAAUAAUAAAAAUGUAUAAUUGUAAGUGUAUUGCGAAUUCCAUUUCGGGAGUCCGCGCGAUUGUACGAAGAGAGUUCUUCGCAGUCGCAUUUAAAUAACUUAGGACACACGUUAAUGAGAUCGCGAGAUCGCGAUGAUAUUUUACAUGUGUAAACAAACCUCCUGUUCUGUUCGGCGUAGAAAUAAUUGUGCGAUCGAACCGUCACCCACCCACACGUGCGCAACAACUUCGAGAACUUCGACCCGACUUCGAUUUGUAAAAACUCCCUCUCCCCCAGCUUAAUCAACAACAAAAAAAAAAAAAAAAAAAAAACGAUAAACGAUAUACAAAAUUUACUGUUUUUUCCUCGAUCGAUCUCUAGCGGAUAGAGAAUUUGAGAGAUAAGUUUUAGACGUAGAAGAAUGCGUCGAUGGUAAUUAAUUUAUUAAUUUUGUAGUUUUUGUAAGGCAACUUCAUCAUGAUGUGCAAGUUACGUGAGAAAUAAUAGUGAUGUCACUCUUACAAUUUUUAUGGUGUGUCAGAGGUGUUUUUUUUUUUUUACUCGGCAGGAGUUCUCAACUUAUCUUUAGACUAGAAACGUAGUUCAAAGAUAAGAAACGAAAGUCGUGGUGCAUGUGUAUCGACAAAAAAUCUUCGGUUUUUACGUUACAAUUCUUUAUACCGCGAUUGUCUAAUUCUUUCUCUUCCUCUCUCUCUAUCUCUCUCUUUCUUUAUAUAUAUAUUUUUAUACCUCUAUUUUUGUUUCGAACAAAAUUCUCACUCGCGAUUUUUGCGAUACACAUGCACGAAAUAAUCCCGCACACUAUUGCGUAUUAUUACGGUUGCUGUGUCUCUCGAAAAACGAAUAAGUUAUCAUUCUACAAACCAAAAAAAAAAAAAAAAUGGA
Molecule: messenger RNA, 3354 nt
Organism: Pseudomyrmex gracilis
Lineage: Eukaryota; Metazoa; Arthropoda; Insecta; Hymenoptera; Formicidae
Gene: TM9SF3
Product: transmembrane 9 superfamily member 3
Exons: 10
Coding region: 186-1952 (588 amino acids)
Biological process (GO): protein localization to membrane
Cellular component (GO): membrane
Source: RefSeq, a predicted model, not a curated record